AUGGCUGAGCAAGCAAGCCAGGCAUUCCAGGCCAUUAUAGGAAUCGUUGGGAUCUGCGGCAAUGGUUUGGCGUGCGUGGUGAUCGCCAAAGUUCGCUUCAUGCACACCCUGACCAAUGCCUUCAUCUUCAACCAAGUCCUGAUUGAUCUCAUGGGGUCCUUGAUUGCUCUGCUUCUGAAUGUCGUACCAAUCCCUGAUCCGAUACCUCCUGGGGCUACUGGGGUGUUUCUCUGCUCUCUGUGGGUCAGCGACUUCCUCCAAUGGGGACCAUUCACUGCGUCCACAUUCAACCUGAUAAUAUUGACUCUUGAGAGGUACCUGGCCAUAGUGUUUCCCUUCAGGUACCAAGCCCUGGCCACUCGUAAGAAAGCCAUAGCUGUACUGGUCGGUGUGUGGGUGGCAGGGUUUCUGUUUGCCAGUUAUGGCAUCUAUCUCCGCUACUACGAGGCCGGAGAGUGCGUGCUAAACCAGGUGGCUCACCCACAAAUUCUUGGCGUGUUUGUCUUCUUCGCGACUUAUUGCCUGCCCGUCAGUAUCAUGCUCGUCGUCUACAUCCACAUCACGGUUGUUCUGAAGAAGGGAGCUGGCAGAAUUCAGCCUGGACCGGCAGCUGCAGGUCCAUCCACUGAAGGCCAGGGGGAAUCACUGAUGCGUGCUCGCCGUAACACCUUCAAGACCCUCCUGAUUGUCUGCGCGGCAUUCAUCAUUUGUUGGACACCAAACCAGAUCUUCUUUUUCCUCUUCAACCUCGGGGUGAAAGUCGACUUCUCAUCGCCCAUAUUCUACAUAACGAUCGGGAUGAUUGCUCUCAACUGCUGCCUGAACCCGUUCAUAUAUGCCAUCAAGUACAAGCAGUUUCAGAAGGGGCUGAAAGUUGUCUUUGGUAAAAGGGUUGACAGAGCCUCUAUUGCAACAGCAAGUACCGGCCACAACUGA
Molecule: messenger RNA, 936 nt
Organism: Patiria miniata (bat star)
Lineage: Eukaryota; Metazoa; Echinodermata; Asteroidea; Valvatida; Asterinidae
Product: prolactin-releasing peptide receptor-like
Exons: 1
Coding region: 1-936 (311 amino acids)
Biological process (GO): G protein-coupled receptor signaling pathway
Cellular component (GO): membrane
Molecular function (GO): G protein-coupled receptor activity
Source: RefSeq, a predicted model, not a curated record